Molecule: messenger RNA, 1347 nt
Organism: Aspergillus viridinutans
Lineage: Eukaryota; Fungi; Ascomycota; Eurotiomycetes; Eurotiales; Aspergillaceae
Exons: 2
Coding region: 1-1347 (448 amino acids)
Source: RefSeq, a predicted model, not a curated record
AUGCGCAGUACUUGUCUAUCCACCUGCCUCAAGGGGCGAUUUUGGUCACUUCCUUCCAGAAGGACAACUCAACAAAUUGGAGUACCAUUUAAGAAACCCAGUGGUCAGCCUAGACAAUGGCCUGCUUUCACACAGCUACGCACCGCUACGGUAGCUGCUACUCAGAACGGUCCAAAUCCCAGUGGAUCCUCCACACCCACAGUGCGGGUACAAGGGCCGGGCAGCGAGGACCAGGACAGCCACAAAGCCAACCUCAUCUCACAGCUCAAGAGCAUCCCCCAGGACACCAGCUUUCUGCGGAUUGAGGAGAGCACUCCCUCGGACAAGGAAUGGUCAAUCCUCAGCGAGCACUUUACCAACAUCCGCGACCUGGAAAUGGACAGCGGGUAUGACGAGGGCCUCAACGAUAAAGAGAUGCCCCUGCACUGGCCCCUCGAACGGCUCGAGAUCAGCUCCGCCGCGGGCCAGGUCAUCCAAACACCCUUCAUACUCCAAGGCCGCGUAAAACAUCUCGCUCUGAUCUUUACCUCUGGUCUCCGAUUCGAGGGUCCCACGAACGCAGAACUGCAGCGCACGAAUCGCGAAGCCAUUGAUCGCGGCGAGGCAACGCCGAGAUACAUCACGCUAGAUGAGGGGACACCGGCGAAGCGAACAAUCGAGGUGACGUAUAUCCCUGAGCUGGUGGCGCAGUGGAUGACGGACAAGUACUCCAAGCCCAGCCCGCAGGUGGAGUCGGCGAACCUGCCUCCCGCGCAGAUCACCACGGACACGCUGGAGAUUGUGGAGAACGACGCGCUGGAUGCGUUCUGCCGGAUGGCGGUGGCGCUGCCUCAUGUGGUUGAUAAUCUCAAGGCGCUGACGCUGCGCUCGACGCACGGGCUGGAUUUCCACUAUGCGAAAGAGAGUAUGUUUGUGACUGUUCUCCCGCAUCUGCUGAACUUGCAGACGCUGCGUUUGAGCGUGGGCGAUAUUUUCGAGGACAAGGAGUAUCUGCCAAAUCUGUAUACAAAGUUGCCGCCGAAUUUGUCGGCCCUCUACUUUCGGGGUCCUGCAUCCCUGUGUCAGUCGAAGAAGUGGGAGAAGUGGAUUGAGUCUUUCGCCUCGAAGGAUUAUCUCCCCGAGCUGAAGAGGCUGGGAUUUGUCCUCGACUUGCAUUACGAGGGUGACAAGGAUGGGAAGAAAGAGGUCCAGGCGCCAGAAGCGGUUCUGCGUGAAGCCCGAGCUGCUUGCGACCGACUGUAUGCCGUUGCAAAGGACCGUGGCAUCACGAUUGAGCCUAUGCAUGAUGAGUGGGCCGACGAGUUUGAACAUCUCCGACAAGUGGAUGAUCGCUGGGGUGCCUUGUGA